AUGGAGGACAUCAACUCCAACGUGAACGCCGACGCCGAAGUGCGGAAGCUGCAGGAGCUGGUGAAGAAGCUGGAGAAGCAGAACGAGCAGCUCCGCAUCCGCAGCGCGGCCGGGGCGCCCGGCGGCAGCCCCAAGCGGCUGCUCAGCGGCGGAGGAGGAGGAGGAGGGUCGGGCGCCUGCACGCCUCCGCCGCCGCCGCUCCUUACGCCGCCCGCCGGCCACCUCUCGCCGUCCUCCUCCUCCUCUUCCUCCUGCUCCUCGCCCUCGGCCCUGGGGCUGGAGAGCCGCGGCCUGAGCUCCAAGGCCGGGCCGCGGCGGCCUCCCUUGGGCGACGAGCGGGGCGCGGAGGCGGCUCGGGGGAGCGUCGACAAGAGCGGCCUGCUGGACGAGGUGGAGCCGCUGAGGCCCGACGAGCUGGAGCGGCUGGCCGGCUGCGAAGAGGACGAGACGGGCUGGUUGUAUAUGUCACCAAAGAAAAAAGUGACCCCAGUGCAAAAAUCAAUGAGUCCACUUGUUUGGUGCAGGCAAAUACUGGAUUAUCCAACUCCAGACAUUGAAUGUGCGAAAAAGUCAUUGAUCCAUAGGCUUGAACAAACCAUGUCAGCUCUCAAGAGACACAGCCUAUAUAGUAAUCCAUUCAACACUGUCAAUUACACAAACUCCUAUAGCCAAAGUGCUGGCAGUCCCUACAGCACUGGCUUCAGUUCUCCUUCCCCUACACCAGUGAAAGGUCCUUUAGUAAAACAGCUUAUAUAUCCUAACAACUCAGGUCAUUUCAAAAGUUCAGAUCGAAAUCCUCCACUCAGCCCACAAUCCUCUAUAGACAGUGAAUUGAGUGCUUCAGAAAUGGAUGAAGACUCAAUAGGAUCGAAUUACAAACUAAACGACUUAACUGAUGUGCAAAUUUUAGCUCGGAUGCAAGAAGAAAGUCUUCGGCAAGAAUAUGCAGCAACUACUUCUCGGCGUAGUUCUGGUUCUUCGUGUAGCUCUGUGCGGCGUGGAACGUUUAGCGACCAGGAACUUGACGCCCAGAGCUUAGAAGACGAAGAAGACAGCUGCCACCAUGCAGCUCACCCACCUAUGAAUAGGUUCUCUCCAUCACCCCGCAAUUCACCCCGACCUUCACCAAAACAGUCCCCAAGGAAUUCUCCCCGGUCGCGAUCCCCUGCUAGAGGAAUUGAGUACAGCAGAGUGUCACCUCAGCCCAUGCUUAGCCGCCUGCAGCAGCCUCGCCUUUCACUUCAAGGACAUCCGCCUGAUUUACAAACCACCUCUGUAAAAAAUGAAGAAAAACUAAGGCGUAGUCUUCCAAACCUGUCCAGGACAUCUAACAUCCAUGUUGAGUCUGUGAAAAACAGUAGAAGUGAUUCAAACUUCCAAGUGCGAAACGGAGGAAUGCCUCGUAUUCAACCUCAGUCCUCAGCCACUCUGCAAAAGCAGAAAAAUUUGCACCGUGUUGCCUUCAAAACCAAACAGCUACUUCCUACUCCAGCCGCCAAAGGAGUUCCGUCUCCCAGUAAAUUCCGGUCUCCAGCAACGCCCUCACCUCUGGCUCUGAGACAGCCAGUGAAAGCGUUUAAUACCCAUGGACCUAAUUCCGUUCCCGAAGCCACGCCGCUUCCGCACGGCAGCUCUUCGCCGGGGCCUUUAGCAGCUCCCAGUUCUGCCAGUCCAGCCAGCAGCAUCAACAGCGCGACCCUUACCAGACCUGCGGGAACCACAGGGUUGAGGAGUGGCUUGCCAAGACCGAGCACCCCCGGCACGGGGGGCAUCCCAGUGCCUCGUAGCAAACUCACGCAGCCCAUGCGCAGAUCCCUGCCAGCUCCCAAAUCCUAUAGCAGCGUAAAAGACGAGAGCUGGAAGGAUGGCUGCUACUGAACGGCAUAGCUUUGUAACUCAACGAUAUCCUUCUUCACCAGGCUUAAACCACAGAUCAACAUGCAGACUGAUGGAAAAUACUUUGGGGGGGGGG
Protobothrops mucrosquamatus (brown spotted pit viper) is the source of this 1972-nucleotide messenger RNA. RefSeq names its product SLAIN motif family member 2 (gene SLAIN2). Gene Ontology annotation, cellular component: microtubule plus-end. The coding region runs from base 1 to 1878 and encodes 625 amino acids. Gene Ontology annotation, biological process: positive regulation of microtubule polymerization; microtubule nucleation; cytoplasmic microtubule organization. The record is from RefSeq and is a predicted model, not a curated record. NCBI's taxonomy places the organism in Eukaryota, Metazoa, Chordata, Lepidosauria, Squamata, Viperidae. The transcript is spliced from 9 exons.